This is a messenger RNA of Crotalus tigris (Tiger rattlesnake), 2144 nucleotides long. Its product is annotated as gap junction delta-2 protein-like. Gene Ontology annotation, biological process: cell communication. Gene Ontology annotation, cellular component: connexin complex. NCBI's taxonomy places the organism in Eukaryota, Metazoa, Chordata, Lepidosauria, Squamata, Viperidae. The record is from RefSeq and is a predicted model, not a curated record. The coding region runs from base 569 to 1468 and encodes 299 amino acids. The transcript is spliced from 3 exons.
GCGGGCUUUUGCAAGGCUGCGCCCGCGGGCGCCUGCCCCGACCUCUCGCUCCGCGGCGCGUUUCUGGUGGAAGAGCGGGAUUGCAACGGGGGGGUCUCUCUCACUGGGGGUGCCCCCCCGCCCCAACUAGCAGCCUUGCGCGCACACGGACCGCCUCCUCCUCCUCCAGCGUCGGCAGGUGCGGAGAGAGCCAGCAACGCCCCGGCGGACCACGCGUGUCCGCGAACCUCCUGCCUCCCUCUCUCCCUCCGCGGUCGCCGCAGCGGCAGCGGGGGGGGAAGGAGGGGAAGGGAGGGGAGGGCUGCUUGAUCCGCGCCCGCGGUGCCCUUGAGCGGCGCCGGGCCGCGAGGGCGGCAGGGCGGCGAGGCCAGGCGAGGCGAGCGGGCGCCCGCGGCCACCCCCCCCCUCUUCCCGCGGCGGCGAUGAUGGCGAGCCGGGGCCCCGGGUGGUGGCGGCGGCGGAGGCGGCGGCGGCGGCUCUAAGCGGCGGCGGCGAGCGGCCUCGGCGGCCCCCAGCGUCCCUUGUCGGAGGAGCCCUCGGAUGCGGGCGGACCGUCCAGCCUGGAGAGAUGGGAGAGUGGACCAUUUUGGAACGGCUGCUGGAGGCUGCGGUGCAACAGCACUCCACCAUGAUCGGGAGGAUCCUGCUGACGGUGGUGGUGAUUUUCCGCAUCCUGAUUGUGGCCAUCGUGGGCGAGACGGUGUACGAGGACGAGCAGACCAUGUUCAUGUGUAACACGCUGCAACCCGGCUGCAACCAGGCCUGCUACGACAAGGCCUUCCCCAUCUCCCACAUCCGCUACUGGGUCUUCCAGAUCAUCCUGGUUUGCACGCCCAGCCUCUGCUUCAUCACCUACUCCGUCCACCAGUCGGCCAAGCAGCGCGACCGGCGCUACUCCUUCCUCUACCCGCUGCUGGAGAAGGAGGCGCUCUGCGAGGGCAAGAAGGUGAGGAACGUCAACGGCAUCCUGGUGCCCAACCCGGACGGCUCCUCCAAGGAGCCCGACUGCCUAGAGGUGAAGGAGAUCCCCAGCACCCCGCUCAGGCCCCCCAAGAGCGCCAAGGUCAAGCGGCAGGAAGGCAUCUCACGCUUCUACAUCAUCCAGGUGGUUUUCCGCAAUGCCUUGGAGAUCGGUUUCCUGGCUGGGCAAUACUUCCUGUACGGCUUCAACGUGCCGGCCAUUUUCGAAUGCGACCGCUACCCUUGCGUGAAGGAGGUGGAGUGCUACGUGUCUCGGCCCACCGAGAAGACCGUCUUCCUGGUGUUCAUGUUCGCCGUCAGCGGCAUCUGCGUCCUUCUCAACCUGGCCGAGCUCAACCACCUGGGCUGGCGCAAGAUCAAGACGGCCAUCCGGGGGGUGCAGGCCAGGCGCAAAUCCAUCUGCGAGGUGCGGAAGAAGGACUUGUCUUCCUUGGCCCAAGUGCCUACUCUGGGGCGGACUCAAUCCAGCGAGUCCGCUUACGUCUGAGCACGCCGGGCGCUGCGCCGUGCAGGCCCUCGGCCGAGGGGACACCACCAAUGCAAAAAAACCCCACACCUGACCAGUGUACCUCCCAGGUUAACGAUGCAAUAUUCAGUGGGUGCUUUUUGGCCCCUUCCUCCAUCGCAGGGGGAGGAGAAGGGGGCCUCCAAAUCGCUUUAAGGGCCGGUGGGAGAUCGGCUGAGGAAGGGGGUCCAUCCCUUUUUCCCUCUCCGGCUGGCUUCCGCCGAUGAAUCUCCUCUCCACACAAACACACACACAUACAAGAUCAUGGUGCAAGCCGUCCGUCAGAUGCAUGCAAACGUGUGCCUAGGACUUCUUCGUAUGGACCGGGGUGGGGCGAGGCAUCAGAAGGUGGCUCUUGAACGGGAAGGCAGAGAAAUGGACCUGCUUGCUUGUUUGAGGUAGUUUAUUUAUUGGUAUAUUUUUUUAUUGUUGCAAGAGAACGAAAAAAGGGAGACAGAAAAAGAUAUUUCUGCGCCUCCCUCCCCGUCCCUGGUCUCCAGCCCGGAGAGUGUUUUUUCUCUCAGGCUGCAGCGGUGUAAAUAUUAUGCAGUGUAAUAAACAAGGAAAUGUCAUUUUUUUUUAUAUUAAAAAAAAGAGAGGAAAAAAAGAAAAAAUCAAACCCAGUAAAGAAUGCAAUAAAAAGGAAUGUUUUCUUCUU